AUGUUGGAAGCGGCGGCAUUACGCUCGUCGUCGACCCUACUUAAAAAGAUCAUUGAUUUGAGGACGAAGGUCGAAGCCGUGGACAUGGAGUUUUUCAAUACUUUAGUCGUUUUAUUCAACACUGAUCGAGUGGACGCCGUGAGGAUGCUUCCAAAGGCUCUCAUCCAACCAGCGAGGCUUGGACAACAUGUUGAUUUGCCACUCAUUGUCGCGACUGCUGGAAGAGAUGCUGUUUUGGAAAAGAUCGAAAACGCUAUAGAGAUGCACUCUACCAAGUGGAUGAGCGACAGUGAGCUUUGGGUGGAACCAACUUAUAAAGAUAUUGAUACAAAUUACUCGAUGCUGCAGACUCUUCUCGAUUACGGCGCGGAUGUAUCUCAGGCCGAAUGGGAAGGUAUGGGAAUAUUACAUGUUGCAGCGUGGCGCAAUGACGAGCGGCUUAUGGAGAUGUUGUUGGCGACAGGGGCAAACCCCCUUUUCAAAGAUUCUAUGGGACAUACUCCAGCAUAUUGGGCAGCUCAAAUGUCACAUCACAAAAUGGAGAAGAUGCUGCGACUCGCGGAGGCAGAGGCUGUAGCGAAGCAGCCGAAGGAAAAGGGAUCGUCGUGA
Molecule: messenger RNA, 609 nt
Organism: Talaromyces marneffei
Lineage: Eukaryota; Fungi; Ascomycota; Eurotiomycetes; Eurotiales; Trichocomaceae
Exons: 1
Coding region: 1-609 (202 amino acids)
Molecular function (GO): protein binding
Source: RefSeq, a predicted model, not a curated record